AUGGCCGUUCACGAGCAGUUUUUGCGAUUCGCAAGUGGCAAUGAACAGCGCUCAAUAAGCCGCGAGGACUUGGGCUUCUAUCAUGCUGUGAUUGUCGGCGCUCUCUAUGAAUUUGGUGACGACGUGGAUGCUUAUUCACCAAGUUCAUAUUACCAACCACUUCGACAGUGCAUUGAAGAGCAUGCAUAUCUCCACGUCGCAAUUGGUGACACGCAUACCGACAAGGCAUUUUACCACCACGUCUUGGACAUCCACUUAGAACAACACGUCGUCAUGGCUGAUCACACCGCGUCCAGUGAUGAUUUGACCGGAAUCCAGAAAGUACUAGCAGACGACCUAGAUAAGCCAUUUCCAACCGGUGUUCCUCCAUGGAGAAUCACUGUCCUCCCACUGCGGACGGGCUGCUUCAUUGCCUUUUCUUACUCGCAUUCGAUUGGAGAUGGCUGGACAGGAGUCGUGUUCCACCAUACCUUUCUGAACGCAUUCAGGAAGUGCCCAAUAUCCUCACGAUCGGUAGAUCCCUUGGUCAAAAUACCUCCAAGGCCGCUACCCCCACCGUUUGAUACGCCUGAAAGAUUGCCCAUAUCCUGGUCAUACCUUAUUGCACCCCUCGUUGCGAUGAUUUUGCCAGCAUUUGUCACAAAACUACUGCGGCUACGGGUUUCUGUUUCCGCCGUCAACACAAGCACUUGGACUGGCUCACUAUCCCGUUUCGAUGCAGAGACUCAUCGAACAAAGGUUGUGGUAUAUGAAAUCGAAGAACACAUCCUUAGUUCAGCAAUCCGUGCAGCAAGAGACCACGAUGCCAAGUUGACUGCAACUUUUCACGGCAUUGUGAGCCGGGCACUGAGCAGGGCUAUCCCCGAUCGCAAAUAUACAAACUUUGCAUCUUUGACGGCAGUGAAUAUGCGGACAUCCAUCGGCAUUCCAGUUGACGAAAUGGGUAAUUUCGUAUCAGGCUUGUAUAUGAGCCAUCCGCGCGACGACACACGUGGCGACUUUUCCGAUGAUUUUUGGGCUGCUGCCUGCGCGAAUACUCACAAGCUCAUGGCAGCAGCUUCAGCACUCUCAGAUCAACCAAUUGGCUUGCUCCGAUAUUUGUUGAGCAUUAGGAAAUGGUUAGUAGGGAGGAUUGGCAAGCAGCGAGACAGCUCAUACGAAGUGAGUAACAUAGGCUCUUUCGAUGCUGAAAAUCACUUGUCGAAUAAUAGCGACGAGACAGCUAGAAUUACGAAAAUGGCGUUUGCACAGCCUGGACAUGUCAGCUCCUCUGUAAUGGCAUUCAAUCUCGCUAGUGUUAAAGGCGGCAACUUGAUAUAUAGCGUAACUUGGCAACAAGGAGCUUUGGGCAUCGACGAGGAGAAUGAAGAUAGCCUUGUUCAUAGCAUCUGUGCUACAAUUAGGCAAGACUUGGAAUCGUUAGUGUAG
Messenger RNA from Trichoderma atroviride IMI 206040, 1428 nucleotides. RefSeq lists its product as uncharacterized. The record is from RefSeq and is a predicted model, not a curated record. Gene Ontology annotation, molecular function: N-acetyltransferase activity. Lineage: Eukaryota; Fungi; Ascomycota; Sordariomycetes; Hypocreales; Hypocreaceae.